CGAGCGGAAUUGGAAGUCAGGAAUGAUGGUUGUUUUCCUGAGCAAGGAUGACGGCUAUGUGAGGACUAGUGGAGGGGAAGAAAGUGUAGAUGUUAAAAAAUACUAGCUCGGUUGUAAACAAAAUAGUAGGACUACGCAGGAGGGAGGGAGGAAGAAGGAUUCGCGCUGUGGAAGGAAGCAAUGGCCUCGUGAAGAACGUCAGGAGCCUUUCUUUCUGCCUCAGUGCGCGUUAGCCUGCCUCCACACACACACACACACACACCACGGGAUGGCGGGCGAGGGGAAUGGAGCCGACUGAGGUUUGUGCGCUAAACAGCAGUGAAUUCCGUCUCUCCCAGCCCGUGCUGUAUUUAAACCUUCAGCGUUACUUUGUGUUUACUUUACGCAUGCGGCGCUCAUUCUUGCGCAAUAAAUCACGCACAAUGUUCCAUGUACACCCCUCACAUCAAUGCAUAGCCUAGGCAACUUCUUCUUUUUUUUCUCUCUCUCUCUCCACUGCCCAUCUUUCCUUGACUGAUGGCAACGGGAGCAGAGUCAGACAUCUGUAGAGGAAUAUCGAGAGCUGUGCACGAGAGUAACCCGCGCGCUGGCGAGCGCAACGCGUAUGUGAAAGCGUGCGUGUCCCCUCUGUAUCAGGACAGCGGUUGCCAGUGGUUCUGUCCGAACGCAAGCUGGAGGUGUGGUAAACUCUCGUCUGCGGCGUGCGUCGGCUCUGUGUCGUUUUGUCUUGCCUUGCUGCUUAAAUGUGUUGACUGGGAUGUGGAGCCCGGCUCCAGCUGUAACAGUGCUCUCCAGGCUGACUCGGGAUCUUCUUUUCUUUUCGUGAACAGAAGUGUGGUGGAGUUCUCCUUCGCCUUGUGGCAUCUGAUCGCACCUAUUUUCACCCUGGUGAGUGCCUUCUUCUGGGCCGGCCUGUACUUGAUCCGCUGCGGAGUGCUGGACCGAACCAUCGUUUUCCUGCUCACGCUGUGUCACUUGGGAGAAGCGGCGGCGCAGGCGUUCUUGCAUGGCUCGGACGAGAAGCUGCUGCACUCUCUGACGGCUAGCGUGGUGGUGCUCGGCUGCUUGGCAAGCGGGGCACUCAUGGUGAUGCGACUGGGCCAGGGCAUCUCCGUCAUCGUCUUCAUCAGCAUCAUCAGAGCCGCCUCGCUUAUUUCCCUGCACAGAGUUCGCGCGAGCUGGAGACCCUACUUGGCGUACCUGGUAGGGGUUCUGGGAGUCCUGCUGGCGAGGUAUGCUGACAGGCUGCUUCCGAAUCAGGCAAGCCAACUGGAGGGCUGCACCUCCGUCACAGGGUCUAGAGAAGACAUUCUCGUCUUUAAAAGGCGCAGGAGAUCCAGCUCCGUCGUAUCAUCAGACAUGGCACAGCACGGCUUCGAGGCCAGCAGCAAGUCGCACAGGAGAACCUCCCUGCCAUGCAUCCGAAAAGACCAGUUCUCAGGCACCAGUGUGAUGGUGGACAUUGCAGUGAUGGGUGAAGCUCAUGGACUAAUCUCAGACCUUCUGGCUGACCCAUCACUGCCUCCAAACACCUGCAGCUCCUUGAGAGCUGUUAGUAAACUGCUCAAUACCCAACUCACCUUUCAGCCCCUGCACCACCGGUCACGCAUCAACCCUCUGCUGGUUUCCACUGAUGGAUGCUCUGACUUUGAGGAGGGUGAUAGACUGGCUAUCCCUAAGCACCGUUUGCGACGGAGUAUGCCUUCUGGGCCUCUUCGGCGCAUUUCCUCUUCCUGGACAACUACCACCUCUGCCACAGGGCUUCCCACCAUUGAGCCAAGCCUUGUCAGGCGAGACCACAGUUCCACCAUCAAACCCGUUCAUGACAAUCCCUCCAGCAGGCCCAUGUCUGCCUCCCACAUCACCUCAGCCCCCAACUACCUCUACAACAAAGUUAGGCAAGUAGGUUACCAUCCCUUCAGCAACUCACCCAUGGUCUCACCUUGCCACUCGCCUCCAGUCCAGGGAACCUCCGUGAACAUCCCCACCAAUAAGGUGCCCUCAAUGGACCUGUCUGAUUCUGGGGCCCUUCAGGGCUGUUACCUCUCACCAGGGACUUCUCACCGAGCCUUAACCUGCAACUCCCCCAGUUCCAGAACCUCACACUGGACUCUCCCAUUACUCUGUAGCAGCUGUGGAAGGCCAUAUAGCAAAAUGUUGCAUGGACAGGAUUCUCCAGAUAAAGUUGACAAAACACAACUAUCAGACGAUCCAGCUUUGGUGUCGCCUGACUGCGACAGUACCUAUGAAACAAAUCACAGUGACAGCAGUGAUUUUGCACAGACUGAGGAGGAUGGAGAGGCUCAAAGACAGUCCUACAACAACAUGCAGGAUCUUUGCAGGACAUUGCAAGCAGAGACCCUUCUCUUACAUCCUUUACUACCAUCAGAGAACAAACCUAUUCUAGCCCCUGAACCACUGGUCAUGGAGGGCCUGGGGCCUCUAAUGAGUCAGAUCAACAAUUGGAACUUCCCAAUAUUCAGCCUGGUGGAGAAAACUAAUGGGAAGUGUGGUUGCAUCCUAAGCCAGAUGUCUUACAGGCUAUUUGAAGAUACUGGUCUCUUUAAAAUGUUCCACAUCCCAGUGAAGGAAUUCAUGAAUUACUUCCAUGCCUUGGAGAAUGGUUACAGGGACAUCCCAUAUCACAACAGGAUCCAUGCAACAGAUGUCCUCCAUGCUGUCUGGUAUCUUACCACACAGCCUGUACCAGGCUUACCUUUGCUGGCUCACAACUCUAUAUCAGUCAGUGAUUCAGACGCUGUCAGUGGGAUCAGUCAUGGUAAUAUGGAUUAUCUGUUCUCUAAGACCUACCCAAAAAUGGAGGAUGGCUAUGGCUGUCUUUCAGGGCUUAUUCCUGCCUUGGAGCUGAUGGCACUGUAUGUGGCAGCUGCCAUGCAUGACUAUGACCAUCCUGGCAGAACCAAUGCCUUCCUGGUGGCCACCAGUGCUCCGCAGGCGGUGCUGUACAAUGACCGCUCAGUUCUGGAGAAUCACCAUGCUGCCUCGGCCUGGAAUCUGUUCAUGUCCCAGCCUGAGUACAACUUUCUGGCCAGCCUAGACCAUGUGGAUUUCAAGCGCUUUCGCUUUUUGGUUAUUGAGGCCAUUCUGGCCACUGACCUGAAAAAGCACUUUGACUUUUUGGCUGAGUUCAACGCUAAGGUGGGGCAUGAAGGUUGCUCAGGUAUUGACUGGUCCAACGAGAAUGACCGGCUUUUGGUCUGCCAGAUGUGUAUCAAGCUUGCUGAUGUUAACGGGCCACUGAAGCACAAAGAUCUUCAUCUUCAGUGGACAGAGGGCAUUGUCAAUGAGUUUUAUGAGCAAGGUGAUGAGGAGGCCAGCCUGGAUUUACCCAUCAGCCCAUUCAUGGACCGUUCAGCCCCCCAGCUAGCCAAGUUGCAGGAGUCUUUCAUCACACACAUCGUCGGGCCGCUCUGCAGCUCCUAUGACACAGCUGCCCUCAUGCCUGGCCGGUGGGUGGAGCCUCAGCCCAGUGAGGCUGAAGAAGGAUCUGGUGUGGAGGAGACUGAUGAAGAUGAAGAGGAGGAAGAAGAAGAAGACACAACAGAGGAAGAUGCCUCAACCAACUCGGAUCAGUCUCAGAAACUGAUGCCCAAAAUGCGACAGAAAGUCUUCUGUCAGAUCACCCAGUACCUUCUGGAGAAUUAUGAAAUGUGGAAGAAGGUCAUUGCUGAGGAGGCCCAAAGCCAAACAAAGCCAAACAAAGCCUCUGACCCAAUCCUGGCUAUACAUGAAGAGGAGGAGGAGACAAUAAGCAAAGACAAGCCAACAGAGGACCAGGAGCAAAAAAUAGAUGGAGGAGAGAUAUGGCCAGCAGAGGAGCAGCGAUAUGAGGCAUCAAUAGAAGACUAACAGACUGAAUAAAGAAAAGUGAGGACACGACAAAGCAAAAGGAAACAGUUAAGAAAUAUCAGGAAACUAAAAAAAUCAAGACACAAGCUGUAGAAAAACGUGGAGGGAAAAAUACAGAAAUGGGAUGAGACUUCAGAGGAUUAGGAGAUAUGGAGUGAAUGGGUGAUUUAUCUAGUCUAGAAUAUUGUCACAAAGCCUUUAUUUCCAAACAAGACUCCUGAUAAAUGGUUGCCAGCACAUCACUAAGACACAACACUGUAGAUUCUUUAGGAUAACAAGUUUCUGUAGGAAACAGGGUGGCUCCGAGUGUCUUCGGAUAGGGUUUAUUAGCUAGACCCAAUAAAAUGUAAUUUCUAAAAUGAACAUGAACAGGCUUUUUAUAAAACUCUAAUGGUGGCCACACCACCAAUUUAUGCUUAAGUUCCAAAACUUCCAUGACUAGGGUCUCAAUGAUCUGCACUUUUUAGUCUAUUCAUUUCAGAAAGUAUUUUAAGGACCCUGGUAUUAGACUGAUUCAAGAAUGUAUUCCAUCAUGAUACAACUAGCCCUUUUGAGCUCAUAGCAAUGUGAUGGGGAAGUACACACUCCUUAAACACUCAAAUACACCAUAAUCCAUAUGAAGGAAAGAAGGUUCAGGAAAUAGCAUGCACCUAAAAGACCACAUGUGUAACACUACUUAUCUAAUCUUUUUCUUUUCUUUUCUUUUUAAGUUAAAAGCAUCUGUCCUUUUCUUUUGUUUGCCACUUGAUUUCCUGUGGACGUUUCAUGCCUCCACAGGUUCACCACCUGCCUGUAGAGUUAGGCACCAUGACUUUGCAGGUGCACUAGUAAAUGUUCAAGUGUUUGUCCUUUUUAAUAUAAAUUACCUGUUACUUUAAAAAAAAAACAAAAAAAAAAAAACACAUUUUUCAGGGUUGCGGUAGCUUUAGUUUGUGACGUGGCAUUCCUGUUUAUCAAGAUAUAACAGCACUGUAAAUACUGUGUAGCAUUUCUUCCUUUCGGAUUUUUAUUCUGCCAGUGCACAUUUGGGGGGGGGGGGGGGGUCUCCUGUUUUGAUAGGGUUAGUUAGAAAAACGCUACAUGCAUAGUCACUACAUACUAGAGCUCCAGUUCUAUUCAAGUUCAUACCUGUGUUUUUGUAUGAUGUGAUUCUUUGAAGAUGAAGUAUGCAAUGCAGUUAUUUUGCUUAUUAUAACCGAAGUAAAUCAAUCCCACGUCCUAUAGUUAGGAGACAGCAUGUAUUUAAUCCUGGUAUUCGUGCCAUUUCAGCCUUCUGUGUAUUUGACCCACAUGUUUGAAUUGGCAGUUGAAUCCUGCUGAAUCUUAGAUCUGUUGGUCGUUUUAUGCAUCUUGAGUAGCAAGUAUACAGUAUAUAUCCAUAUAGGGAUUAUAUACACAGAAAUGCAAAUGUAAAUGCACCCAAAGAUUUCAACCUGAUUGUUUUUCUAAGUUUGCCUCAAUGCUGGUAUGGUUCCAUUGUUGUUAUAGGUUUUAAUACAGAAAGCAAACAGCUUUCGAAAAGUUCCAAAAAUCCAAAACAAAUAUGAUGUGCUCUGCUUGAGGGCUAAAGAGCAAGCAUUCGUUAAAGUCAUGCACUCUCGCUAAACAAGGAAGGCCACUCAUACUCCAGUCAUCCGAUAGCUGCUAUGUCCUAGAGGAACUGCUAACCCCCAUAUAGGCAUGAGACCUGGUGUAGGGACGCAUGCAAGAGGGCAGUUCACUAAAACAACUACAGCACUGGUGUGUGCUGCCUGUGCUGCCUUAGACACAGGGACGAAGGGAGAAGCAGAUUGAUUGUGACUGCAGUUCAGGGAUAGAUAAUGCAGUCUGAUGUUCUUGUAUGGACGUAAUCAGCUUGCGCCUGAUGCUACUGUGCCAUAAUUUAGAAGGGGUGCUAAUUAAAUUUGUAGUAAUUGUAGAAUUCCCCACUUCAAUUUGCAGCAUAAUGUACGCUUUCUUAUCAACAGCCAGCACAUCAAGCAAUACUGACACAUACUGUAGACUGAUGGUAGUUUUUAAUGAUUGCCAUCAUAUUAUUAUGAAGUUGGGCAUAAUAUAUAUUUUUUCACAGUGCAGCUGUUUGUGCCAAAUAUUUCUUCAAUAAACAACUGCGUUGUUGAAGCUUUUUAUGGUUAAUAAGGUCAGGUGUGCUUUCUCUGUGUGUGAGUGCAUGUUUGUAUGGAAUCAGGAUGAGUUCAUUUGGAAUCAAAGAAUUUUUUUUUAAUAGUGCCCUGAAAGAAAAUACACCAAAAAAAAAAACAUUUAGAUAAUUAAGAAAAAAAAAAAAAACUGAGGACAUGACGCUUUUGGCACCAUGUUUUCUUCGUAUUUUCAUUACUUUUUGAUAUAUAUAUAUCAAAACAGAAGGAGGACAGAGAGGAACGUUGUUUCUGAGUAUACUCAUUAGGCAGGUCUAUUUACAAGUAUACUACUAAGUACAAGUAUGUGUAAGUAUACAUAAGUGUAGCAUUUAAUGCCGCUGAAGAAUCUAGUCAUUAGGUCGGGUACACUGUACCCCAACCACAGGAAAUGUAAUAUUGUGUAUGCUCAGAAAAAUAGAAUGGCAUUUAACAACAAAACAAAACAAUUAAUAAAACAAUUUAAUGACUUGCAAGUCACUUUAACAAAUAAGUUGUGCUGCCUAAGUGAUGCUACCAUUUAAUAGGCCUAGAAUUUAACAUGUUAAGUUUGGUUACAGAUUCAAUCUUUAUUUAAAAGAAAGAGAAGGAGAACAAUUUGCCCUGUUAAAAACUGACUCACUGGUAAAAGGCAGUGAUGUCUGUGGUGUAAUAUUUGUGUGUGUGUGUGUGUGUGUGUGUGUGUGUGUGUGUGUGUGUGUGUGUGUGUGUGUGUGUGUGUGUGUGUGUGUGUGUGUGUGGUGGCGGCUCGAGCUGAUGAUGUGAAUCAUACUGUACAUUAUAUUCCUUCUUCUGUGGUUGUGAUUCAUCAGUCCGCUUGUCAAUGACAAAACUGAAGUGAAAAUUUACAAAGAAAGAAAGCAAACACAAAGAGAAAACUAAAGAAAAAUCAUGAAGUAAUGAGUCAUAUUAAAAAGUUAAACUAUGAGUAAUGACAGAGUGGCGUUGCAAACAUUGCAGGAAAAUGCAUCAAUUCCUAAGUCAUGUCUGCAAUAUCGAUAUAUAUUUUUUGUAGUAGAGUGAGGCCUCGUCUUUGUGCUAUACUAUUUGACCAAAUGUUUUUGGACACCUGACCAUCACACCCAUAUGAGGGCCUUCCCAAAGUUGGUAGCACACAAAAAUGUGUGAAGGUUGGAAGAAGGUGGAAGAACUCGAGUGUCCUGCAAAUAUCCCUGACCUCAACCCCACUGAACACCUUUGAGAUGAACUGGAACUGGAGCUUCCUCACCCAACAUCAGUGCCGAGUGAACACAAAUUUGCACAGUCAUGCUCCAAAAUCUAGCGGAAAGCCUUCCCAGAAGAGUGAGCUUAUUAUAACAGCAAAAGGGGAAUAAAUCUGGAAUGGUACGCUCAGCAAGCACAUCUUCUGUGUGAUUGUCAGGUGUCCACAAACUUUUGGCCAUGCUCUUUUGGUAUGCUCUUGUUUGUCACCAUUAAAGACCUCACUUUGACUCCAUAUGUAUGUGCUAAAACAUUAUAAAUGGCAAGGCAUAGGACUGUCUCUGUAAGUGUGACCUUAUAUGAAGACAUAUUUUAUUCAGCAAAUGCAGACUGAAACGUUCUGUAAAAUCAUAUGCAGAAACAGAUGUUAUCUGCUGUAAUCCAGCUACUUAGGGCAAUAUUCUCACAGAUCUUCCCAUUUAUUUUAGGCAUCUCAAUCUGUAAGGCAAACUUCACCAUAUGUUACUAGGACUUUCUGGUUGCGAGUAAACAAGGAAGUAUCACCUGCAUGUACUCUGUAGUCAUUCCGCAGUACAUCACAUCCAAGCCUUCAUUAUCCCUUUAUAAAACUUCACAAUAAUGUACUUUAUUUAUUCACCAUCCCUUAAACACUCCCUCUUGGUGAUAUGACUUUACGUACUUCCAUAUGUAGCGACUCCACAGUAUUGUGACCUUGUUUGGAGUCUUCUGAUGGGUUAAGACAUUGCGUUAUCACAUACCCAUGAUAUACUGUAACAGCGUCCCUGAGUCCAUCAGACUGAGAUCAAGAUCAUUACUUAAUAUACUUAGAAUAAGGUCAUUCCUUUUAUCUCAUCAUUUUUCAGGUUAUUAAUUUUUUGUGUUUUUAGUUAUUGGCUUGAGAUCCGUGGUUGUCAAAACACAGCAGCAUUUUAAAUAUUCCGUAACACUUAUUUCAUGUAAAAUUUUUAUUCUGCCAGUACACAUGGGGGGGGGGGG
Ictalurus punctatus (channel catfish) is the source of this 8186-nucleotide messenger RNA. RefSeq names its product phosphodiesterase 3A, cGMP-inhibited (gene pde3a). The transcript has 15 exons. Gene Ontology annotation, molecular function: 3',5'-cyclic-AMP phosphodiesterase activity. Gene Ontology annotation, cellular component: cytosol. The record is from RefSeq and is a predicted model, not a curated record. NCBI's taxonomy places the organism in Eukaryota, Metazoa, Chordata, Actinopteri, Siluriformes, Ictaluridae. The coding region runs from base 517 to 3870 and encodes 1117 amino acids. Gene Ontology annotation, biological process: oocyte maturation; positive regulation of oocyte development.